AUGUCUUUGCUUUUCGCUCUGUUCCCAAUGACAGGCAGGAUCUACGUUCUGGCCUUGGACUGCUACUGUGGGAUGCAGGGUCCGGCUCAGCUGAUGGAGCUGGAUGAGGAGCGUCUCGACCUGCAGCGGCAACUCGAGCGCGAGGGUCGACGGCGCAGCUCGCUAUCGCUCCGCCUCGAUGAGGCGCAGCAAGACGCGGAGGGUUCAGGUGGCAAGCUUGCAGCUGCGCUGGCUGCUCGUCAGGCCGCCGAGAGCCGACUCUCAGCGGCUGAGGCCUCCCUGCGCGCCCUGGAGGCGUCGCUGGCUCACGCGGAGGUCGCUGCCGCGGACUCCGGCAGUCAAAGCGCGGCGGCAGCCGGGCUCAAGGUCCGCCUCCGUGAUGCAACCGAGCUUACAGAGCAGCUGCGGUCGGAGCUGGCGGCCGAGUCUGACGGUCGCUCCCGCAUGGAGGGCCAGCUACAGCAACAUCGCGAAAGCGUCGCCGCUCUGCAACAGGAGCUAGAGACGCAGAGGCGAGUGGCUGCCAAGACAGAGGGGCAACUCACGGAGACCGCCCGCACUGCCACGAAAGGGGUGGAGGAGGCCGCAGAGCUGAGGCUGACGCUGCAGCAAGAAGAGUCUCGCGCGGUCACCCUGCAGGCCGCGCAGGACUCCCUCGAGUCCAGGCUGGCGGCGGAAAGCCGGAGACGAAGCCAAGAGCAGGAGGUCAUCUCCCACCUCAAGAUGGAGCUGUCGAGCGCUGCAUCGGCGAAGCAGCAGGUGGAGGCCGCGGAGGCCUCUUUGGAGUCGACGCUCGCCGCAGCGAGCCGGAGCCGGAGCCUCCAGGAGGAUCUCAUCUCCAACCUCAGAGCCGAGCUGGCGAGCGCUUCUCCUGCUAAGCGGAGGUUGGAGGUUUCCGAGGAGGCCCAGGAGGAGCUCUCCGUGGAGUUCGCCGCGGCCUUGGCCGAUGCCAGGAGCCUCGAGGAAGAGCAGAAGAGUGAGAUCGCCGAGCUGCAUUCUGAGUUGCUCGCUGCUUUGCAGCAGCGCCGCGCCGCACUCCAGGCAUCGGAGAGGGCUCAAGCGGCACGGCUACGGCAGAAGGAGCAGGCAGUGCUGGUCCAAGCGCAGGCUCUGAAGUUGCGGGCUCAGUCAGAGCUCCGCGGCGAAGCUUUGUCGGCCACAGUGGAGUCGGAGCUGGAGGAGAGGGGCGCGCUGGUGCGCGAACAGCAUGCCGAGCUCUUCCUGGAAAUCAGGACUUUGCAUGGCAUGGUGGCACAGCGCGAUGGGGAGCUAUCUGAGUCGCAGAAGGAGUUUGCCGAGAUGAAGACGGCGCUGGCGAGCUUCCAAAGCGAGGCUCGGAGCUCGGAAAAGACGGCCGCCUCCGAAAGAGAGUGUUGCGAGAUGCUCCUCCAUCAGCUGGAGGAGAUCACUCUUCAGCCAGUCCUACGAUUCCAUCAACGUACCCAAAGGCCCGUAGAGGCCGGGUCAGGGGCAGCCCAGCCGUCGCUGGACAACCACGAAGCUCCGCCAGAGGCGGACCUUCGUAGGCUCCGCUUCCAGCGGGGCUUCUCGAAAUUGCUCGAGGAGGCUCAGCCCUUUGACGAUGAGGCGGCUGUAUCGGGACCUGUGGUGCACUUGAAUGAUGAGCAUGCAGGUAUUCCUACAGUGCCUUUUCAGACGGCAGAAGGUUUUCUGGAUGGUGAUCAAGCCCGUAUGCAAGUGUUAGACCCUGGGAUUCAAGCUGCUCAGCAAGGAGUUUCAGUGGAAGAGCAAACUGCGGAAAAGGUCACGGAGAUGUGCGAGGACACAGCUAGGGAUUCAGCUUUGGCUGGGCCCUCGACAGUGGAGCUGGAGGUCGGCAUGCAAAUCGGCGCCCAAGGAGCUGACAUUGCGGCAGAGUUGCCACGGUCGAGUGCAAGCGUGGAGCCUGGUCUAGCUGUGGAGGCGGGUGGUCAAGAUCCCAUUCCUGGGUUCCAGACACCCCGGUCUACGAUGAGCUCAGCCCGUGGCGGCGUUUCUUCUUUAAGGUCUGGCGCCUUCGAUACCAACAACAUGGUUGCCACCGAGUCCGCUGCCAAGUUCUCCACCGGUGGGUGCCCUCGGUGGUGGUAUUUCUGCGACAACCUUGAGGCUAUUCAGGCGGAAGUGCAGAGACAAAUGGGGUCCUUGUUGAGCCGUCUUACAGAGGUGGAGAAUGAUAAUGCGCAGCUGCAACUGGAGCUGAAGAUGGUUAUGUUCGAGAGCGAGAUCAAGGUGCAGGAGCUCGAAGAUGGCUUCCUUCAGCUUUACCUCGAGUACCAGAGCCCGGAGUGCCCAAGUCCUCGCACGAAGGCGGUGGGGACCAGUGGAGCAAGCUGUGGGAAGGGAUUACAGGAAAGCCUGCAAAGGGGCCUAACACAGAUGAAAGGCCGGAGCGAUCAGCGACGUUCCCGGAGUCGACCACCAGCAUUCCUCACCAUGGUGCUGGUCAGCCUGAACUUGGCGGAUCAGGGAGAGAUGGCCUGGGAGUGA
This is a messenger RNA of Symbiodinium sp. CCMP2456, 2490 nucleotides long. The record is from the annotation of a GenBank genome assembly. NCBI's taxonomy places the organism in Eukaryota, Dinophyceae, Suessiales, Symbiodiniaceae.